AUGAACGUCGGCGCAUGCGACAACUCCUCGUUGGCCUUCCUCUUGUCCAGGCGAGGAAGAGAAUCACUAUUUCAAUACCGUGAAAGCGGGGAUCCAGCCCAUCUCGACGAGUCGAUCGACUUUGCGCGUCAGGCUUUGCACGCCUCACUUCCAGCUGAACGCGCAACCUACCUCAACAGUCUAGGAUGUCGCCUUCGUGAAAGAUUCGAAGCCCUGGGUAAAAUCCAGGACAUUUCGGAGGCCAUCCAGGUAACCGAAGAUGCAUCCCUGGCAAUACACGACCCCACGGAGCAAAUGUUGGUUUUGACCAACCUGGCUACUUACUUGGGUGACCGGUUUGAAAGCAGGGAAGACAUGGGGGAUUUGGAACGAGCCAUAAUGGCUGGCCAGGACGCACUUCGUAUAAGCAGCUCGGAUCAAGGGUCGCAAGCGAUCUGCCUGACCACGUUGAGCAUCCUUCACGGCUACCGUUUCUCCAAACUCGGGGCCUUGGACGAUUUGGAGACCGCAACGCGCAUGGGUGAACAGGCGGUAGAACUCAUAUCCCCAAAUCACCCUGACAGGGCUAUGUACCUAAACGACCUAUCGGCCUGCUACGAGCGCCGAUUUGAGAGACUAGGAGAUCCCACCGAUAUUGACAAAGCUAUCAACUGCUCAAGCGAAGCGGUUGGUUUGAGUCGCGAUGAUUUUGACCGCGGCCUUCACCUCAAGAACCUCAGCAACGCACUCGGAAGUCGAUUCUUGAUUAAAGGGGACGCGCAGGAUCUCUCUGAUGCGAUUACCUAUGUAAGCGAGGCAAUACAGUGCACCCCAGAAAACCACCAGAGAUACCCGUUCUUGCUCCAUGAUCUCAGCUUUCAUCUGGAAGACCGGUUCCGGCGCUAUAACAACAUUACCGACCUCGAGAAGGCAAUCAGUCUUGAAGAAGAUGCUAUUUCCAGAGUCGAUCCAGAGGACCCUAGAUUGCUCAUGCUCUGGGAUGAGCUUGCCGUACUCUUAUCCCUGCGGUGUGAUCUCAACGAUGAUAUCGGUCUGUUGGAUAGAGCGAUAGAAUUGGCAGAAAAAGCACUGGACUCUACAACCGAUGACAACCGAGACCGAGCGCAGUAUUUGGCUCAUAUGGCCGCUUUCCGGGCCAGCCGUUUUGAGCGUACGGGAAGCUUAAAUGACCUGGAACAAUCUAUCCUUCUGGGAAGACAGGCUGUUGACAUUAUUCCAAACGAUGACCCGCACAGGGUUGAUCUUCUAUUGGAUCUGAGCGAUUAUCUUCACAACAGGUACAUCAGGUUAGGAUCACCAGAAGAUAACAGACAGGCGGUUGAAAUCAUACAAACAGCAAUGCAGUCCCAAACAAAGUAUGCCUCGCUUCGACCAAGUCAACUGUGCACUCUCAGUCACCGUUUCCAAGACCGAUAUGGAAGUACAAAGGAGAAAGCUGAUAUCGAUCAAUCUAUUCAACUUGCUCAGGAAGCGCUCAAUCGUGUUCCUCUGGACCACCCUCAGCGCGCGUACUGCCUUCAUUCCCUGAGCAGCGCUCUAGAAAAGCGAUUUCUAGUUCUUGGGACCAUGUCCGAUCUGGAAAAGUCUAUCGAGUACAGCAAAAAAGCUCUCGAAUCUACCUCACCUGAUCGCUCUGAUAGAAUCGAUUACUUAUAUGCGUUAAGCAUUAAGUUGACAUCUCGAUACGAACUGCUCGGUGGCCUAAUCGAUCUAGAAGAAGCCAUCCACUUGAUGCAGAGCUGCAUAGAAAGUGAGCCACCGAACUAUUUGAACCGUGUUUCCCAUCUGAAAACCCUAAGUGACCAACUUGGGUAUCUGUUCGAAAGGAACAUGCAUACGGGGACGUUAGAUCGGGCGAUUGAUACAGCAACUGAAGCAAUGAAGCUUAUCCCCAAGGACGACAUGAUGGGAUCCAGCAUUCUGAAUAGCCUUCAUCUGCUUUUCAUAUCGCGGUUUAAGACAACAAAUAACCUAUCCGACCUGAAAUCAGCCAUCGAGGCCCAGCGUGAGGCCAUAAAACGCGAUUCCCAUUACCGCGGAGAUCGUUCCAUUUUGAUCCACAAUCUCAGCGUGGGCUUGGCUCUUUACCAGCACACUGGUGAACCAACAGAUCCAACGGAAGCGAUCAAGCUAAGCUGGGAAGCAGUCGAGACAGCAUCCGAGUAUCACCCCAAUCGCGCCAUGUAUCUCAACACGUGUGGCACGUUCCUGAAGGAGAACUACGAACUCACCAGGCAGAUAAUUCCUGGGGAUAAAAAGCCGAAGGAUUUGUUCCUUGAGGCCUUCCGCCAUGAGAGCUCUCCUCCGCUAGAUCGUAUCAAAGCUGGGGAAAAUGCCUUUGACUGCUAUAUUUCCAAUGGAGAGUGGACUCAGGCAAAUUCGGUGGCGAGAGAUGUUGUGAAGCUCUUCCCCUUGUUGGUUCCGCGGUGGUUAAGUCAAGAUGACCAGCAACAUCUACUUAAAAACAUAUCGCACUUCACAUCUCGUGCAGCAUCUGCCGUGCUACAGGCAAAUGGACCUCCCCUUGACGCUCUCAAGAUAUUGGAGACCGGGAGGGGGGUGAUAGCCCGCUGCAGUAUCGGUUUGAAGACCGACAUCUCCAAACUUGAGAAAUCGCAUCCCUCAUUGCACGAUGAGUAUACUAUGCUCCGUCGGCAACUUUCCCUUCCCUCUUUCUCAACAUUCUCAAGUGCAGCGGAACCUUCCCAGCCAACAUUGAUAUGCCGACGACGGAAAGCUCCAGGAUUACUCCCACCCCAUAUCACUACCACCGGACCCGAAAGGGCUGAAAUUUUGCGAAGAAUUGAGCAUUUGGAGGAAAAGAUCCGUACAUUUCCGGGAUUUGAGGACUUCAACCAGGCUCCUUCACACGCGUCCUACGCUGAGUUUGCCAUGUUUGGCCCAGUAGUAGUCUUCAACGUCACAGAGCAGCGGAGUGAUGCGAUAAUUGUCGCCGAAAAUGAUGUAUACGGUCUGCAUCUGGAGCAGCUUCGAUUUCAAGACCUCAAAGCCAAUGUCGCGAGAGUGAUAGGAUAUAAACGACUGUCGAAGGGGGUUCCAACCACGAGACCGCAGCGCAACCGGGAGCUUCAAGACAUACUGCACUGGCUAUGGGCGACAGCCGUCCACCCUGUAUUAACUCGAAUAGGCUUAUACAGCGACAAACCGCGAUCUGUACUGCCGCGUGUCUGGUGGGUUGCAAGCGGCUACAUGGGCCUUCUCCCACUGCACGCAGCCGGGGAUGCAACUCGCAGGACGAUGGACUACGUCAUUUCCAGUUAUAUUCCCACGUUUCAGGUGCUCCGAUUUUGCCGGGAAAGACGUCGCAUGUCAUUCCGCGAGCAUGAGCCGAAGAUGCUCCUUGUGUCUGCGCCAGAAAAGCUCGAUCGACAAACGUUGAAGACAAACGUCGAGCUCGAAUCCGUCAGAGAAGGCCUUCAGGGUCAUCAAGUGUCCUACACGAUGCUUGAUAGGCCCUCGCGCGAUGACGUAUUCCGAGAGCUCCCCGAGCACCAUCUGCUCCAUUUCUCAUGCCAUGGCUACUCAAACGCUACUGAUCCAUCGAAGAGCGCUUUGGAGCUUGCUUGCACAGCUGAAGAUGGAGCAACCUCGCAGCUCACAGUAAGGGAUCUGUCACUCAUUGGUCACGAAAAAGCUCAGAUUGCGUAUCUCUCUGCGUGCUCGACAGCCGAGAACUCGUCCGACGAACUCCUAGACGAGGUCAUACAUAUCGCCAGUGCUUUUCAGCUCAUUGGGUUCCCUCAUGUCGUCGGGACACUCUGGGAGGUCAGCGACAGAGCUGCCGUUGAAGUAAGCAGACUCUUUUACGAACAGCUGGGCCGGCAGAUGUGUAAUGGUGACGAGUCAAACAUCGCAUGCUGUCUCCACGAAGCUCUCCAGACAUACCGGAAAAGCAGGAAAGUUUCAAGAACGAAUGAUGUCCUUUCAUGGGCCCCAUUUAUCUACAUGGGUGCAUAA
Molecule: messenger RNA, 3978 nt
Organism: Aspergillus oryzae RIB40
Lineage: Eukaryota; Fungi; Ascomycota; Eurotiomycetes; Eurotiales; Aspergillaceae
Exons: 1
Coding region: 1-3978 (1325 amino acids)
Molecular function (GO): protein binding
Source: RefSeq, a predicted model, not a curated record